GUCUGGCUUGUACCAGAAGGCUGAAACGAGGAAGCCUGGUAGAGCAACUGUAAAAUGGCGCCAAGAGCAUCCAAGAAUCGAAAUCCCCCUUCCGAUCCCCAUGGAAUGUUCUCCGGAAUGGUCGUCUUCCUCUUCGAAAACGGAGUUCAAAGUCGCCGAUUACAGAUUUGGAAGCAGAGGCUGGCGCAGAUGGGGGCUACCAUAGAAGACCGCCUGUCCAAGAAUGUCACUCAUGUUCUUGCCGUCAACUCAGAUGUUCUUCUUAAACAAGUGGGUAGGGAACGGUUGGCUCGGUUUAAAGGAAGUGUUCUAACUUAUCAGUGGCUAGAGGAUAGCUUGAGCCUUGGGGAAAAAAAAUCUGAGGGUUCAUAUUAUCUAAACUUGGAAUUAGAAAGAAAUGUUGCAAAGAACAAUUCCAAUGCCGAUGAACCAUCACAAUGCAAGAAGAUUAGACCCUCUCUUGAAGAUUCCAAAAUUGUAAAUGCCCAAAGUAGGAAUAGCACAAGUCAUACUAGUUCUUAUACACCAGCUUCUUCCAGAGACUCUCGAGACUCAUCUCACUCACCAAGUGCACAAACCAGUUGUCCUGAUACCUCAGAUUCGCUGAAUAAGACUGUCGAAGCAUUGCACCAGCAACUGCCGUACAAUCCCCCAGAUUUAAACAGAAAUAUCACUGACAUAUUUGGAAAGCUUACCAACAUAUACAGAGCUCUGGGCGAUGACCGGAGGUCAUUUAGCUAUCACAAAGCUAUAGCAGUAAUUGAAAAAUUGCCUUUUAAAAUUGAAAGUGCAGACCAGGUCAAGGACCUGCCCACGAUUGGAAAGUCAAUGAAGGAUCAUAUUCAGGAGAUAGUGUCUACUGGGAAGUUAUCCAAGCUGGAGCACUUUGAGACUGAUGAAAAGGUAAAGACAAUUACUCUAUUUGGAGAAGUUUGGGGGAUCGGCCCAGCUACUGCUUUGAAACUGUAUGAGAAAGGCCACCGCACGCUAGAUGAUUUGAAGGAUGAAGAUUCAUUAACCAAUGCACAAAAGCUGGGUUUGAAAUAUUUUGAUGAUAUUAAGGAGAAGAUUCCACGUCAUGAGGUUCAAGAGAUGGAACAUCUUUUACAGAAGGCUGGGGAAGAUGUUUUGUCUGGGGUGGUGGUUUUAUGCGGAGGAUCAUUCCGGCGUGGAAAAGCUUCCUGUGGGGAUUUGGACAUCAUAAUUACACAUCCUGAUGGGAAAAGUCAUAGAGGCUUUCUUCCAAAAUUUGUCGAGCAUUUAAAGGACAUGACGUUUUUGAGGGAGGAUUUGAUCUUUAGUAUUCACAGUGAGGAGGAUACCGAUUCCGGGGUUGAUACAUAUUUUGGGUUUUGUACAUAUCCUGGUCGAGAGCUGCGGCAUCGCAUUGAUUUUAAGGUAUAUCCGAAAGACAUAUAUGCAUUUGGACUAAUAGCAUGGACUGGGAAUGAUGUACUAAAUCGGAGGUUGCGACUACUAGCAGAAUCCAAAGGAUAUAAGCUUGAUGAUACGGGCCUGUUUCCAGCCACUCAAGGUUCUGGGGGUAAACGGGGAACGAGGGCUAGCAAGAGUAUGAGUUUUUAUACAGAAAGGGAGGUGUUUGAAUUCUUGGGAUUUCCUUGGCUUGAACCACAUGACAGGAAUCUGUGAGGAAUGUUUAGCUUUUAUGUAUAUUAAUGUUGUAUAUAUUGGAAUGUAUAAAAGGCAGGCUUGUUUUUUUUUGGUCUAAACUUAUAUACAAGAUACUAGAUGAGAGUUACUGUGAAUGCCUCGGGCAUUUUUUUUAUAAGUUGUUUUCAUUUUCUAUGUCAAGUGUAAUGUUUUCAUUUUCUAUGUCAAGUGUAAAUAUGGAUAAAUGGUAUUAUUAAUUAAUUGAUUGAUUGAUUGAAGGGAAAAA
Messenger RNA from Malania oleifera, 1897 nucleotides. RefSeq names its product DNA polymerase lambda. Gene Ontology annotation, biological process: double-strand break repair via nonhomologous end joining. Gene Ontology annotation, molecular function: DNA-directed DNA polymerase activity; DNA binding. Bases 55 to 1650 code for a protein of 531 amino acids. NCBI's taxonomy places the organism in Eukaryota, Viridiplantae, Streptophyta, Magnoliopsida, Santalales, Ximeniaceae. The record is from RefSeq and is a predicted model, not a curated record. Gene Ontology annotation, cellular component: nucleus. The transcript has 14 exons.